Molecule: messenger RNA, 868 nt
Organism: Atta colombica
Lineage: Eukaryota; Metazoa; Arthropoda; Insecta; Hymenoptera; Formicidae
Product: AT-rich binding protein-like
Exons: 2
Coding region: 128-868 (246 amino acids)
Source: RefSeq, a predicted model, not a curated record
GUGCACCGAUGAGGCCGAUAAUGCACCCUGCACUUUGUCUCCGGUGCAGGAGGCACCAGUCUCACCAGCGUCCUCCUCUCUGAGCAACCAAAAUCAAAACGAAAACGAGCAAGUCUUGCUAGCGACCAUGCAACCGGUGAACGUGCUCGAUCUGCACGAACCGCCGGUCGUACAUACGCUCCAUCCCAAGUACCACCAUCACCAUCAUCGUCAUCAUCACCAUCACCAUCAUCAUCAUCACCAACAACAGCAACACAUCCAGGGCAACGAUUCGGAAGACGUGCAGCAGCGCGCCGCAGCUGCGGACGACUCUGACGGCCGCGUGUCGCCUGGCACCGAGGUGGCCGCCGCCGCAGCGGGCAACACAACGCUUGGCGUCGGCGAGCACAAGAUGAUCGACCUGAUCUAUAACGACGGGCAAAAAACAGUCAUGUAUACUCACGACAAAGAGAUCAUUUACGAAAAUGAGCACGCGGACCGCGUGCAGGUGGUCGAAUACCCGCCACCACCGCCAUCGCCGCCGUCACCAUCGCCACCAUCGGCCGGUGUCACGAGGACGACAGGUCUGUUGCCGCCGUCCUGCGUCACACCGAGGUCCGCCGCUGCCACGUCCGCCGCCGCUACUGCCCUGCAUCUGCACCACUAUCCGCAGCUGCAGCUGCAACACGAGGACGAUCUGCCGUCGACGGUGCGCCAUGCCGUCAACGCGACCGUGCCGAAUGGCGGCGCCGCGACAACCACGACGACGGUUCUUGUGCUGCAGGAGCUCGUCGCGACCGAUCCGGCCGCCGCCGGUGCAGCUGCAGCCGCACAACAACUGACACUUACCGCCGCCGCCGCCGCUGCAGCGUCCUUUCGCGCCGGGUAA